UGCAUCUCAACGACGAGCAAGUGUGUUCGUGUGCUGGGGGGUGUGGUUCGUCAUUUCCACAGCGUCGUGAUCACGGCGCAUUUUUCUGUCGUCGUUGCCAUUGAUCUCUUGCUCUCCGAUCUUCCACCGCAUCAUCCCAUUGCACGUCCGCCCGUCUCCGGUGCCGAUCUGUGAUUCCGGCUCUCGCUCGCCAUCGACAAGUCGCCGUCCCGCAUCCGCCAUGAGCUACAUUCCACCCGAAGGAUUCAAGCCUCCACAGGCUCUCUCGCUGCCCCGGCAGCCCAAGCGCAAAGACCACGCUCGGAGCAAACCCUCAUCGAAACCUGAUCCAUCGCCAUCGCCGCAACAACAUCAAUCUAGCUCGACAUCGACAUCGUCCUCGGCCGUGCCAACGCCCAAUUGGUCUCAGGCGCCUUCCUUUGUGCCUUACGGCUCGGCCGGCGCCGGUUAUCCGUUCCAGACGACUGGCUAUCCGUUCCAGACCCACAGCAGCUUUGCAAGCAUGCAUCUCCAGCCCCAGCUGAGCUAUGGACUGCCGAUACAGACCUAUCCGACAUAUGCCCUGGGAUCGCCCGCGACUGGAUCUCUGCACCCGUACUAUGGAGCCAUGUUCCCGGGCGCCCAGGCUGCUUCGUUCGUGCCUGGCAUGGCUGGGACUCCCGCUGGCCAUGGAAUGACUCUGCCAACAGCGUAUCCCGGGUUCUCUCCCGACCCAGUUCCGCACCCAUCCGAGCCAGAGUCUUCGUUCGACUGCGAGCCCUGCGACAAAUCAUUCAAGACCGAGGCGCAGUACAAAAGCCAUAUCAAAGGACACGUCAAGUGCAAAGCAUGCAAUUAUGAGGCCCUGGCCAAGAUCCUGCUGCUCCAUGAAGAGGGCGAGCACGGCCUGGUUAACGGCGUCAAGAAAGCGCCGUUUGUGCCCACCAAUACUCCGGAGGAGAUUGCAUCAUGGAUCCAAGCCCGCAAGAAGCGAUACCCGACCGACGAGAACGUCCGACUGAAACAACGGCACGAGGAAGAAGAGAUCAAGAAGGGCAAGGUCCUCUCGGUUUCCAAACGGAAGAUUGUCCAGAAGCACAGCUGCGAGGCUGAUUCCAAGCGAUCCAAGACCGAGCCUGAGAGCUCAAAGCCAAGCGACAAUCCGCUUUCGAUGCUCUCGAGCUACGAUUCAAACGAUGAAUCGGACGGCAAGAGUAGUUCCAACAGCAGCGACAGCGAUGCAGACAGCGAUGAUGGCGGCAGUGACAAGGCGGAGAUCGACCAAGGCGACAAUGAAGAUGACAACAGCGACCGCGACCAGUCUUCCAAACGCAAGUCCUCGGACCAGCGCAAGGACUCUCGUCCAAAGAUCAACCGACCCUGUCGCUACUUUCUGCGUGGCCACUGCCAUAACGGCGACAACUGCCGUUUCCUGCACGAUCCCAGCCGACUCCGGCGCCCACAAAGCCGUGCUGCUGCUGGAUCGCAGGGCGCUUCAUCAACUUCAUCCCCGCACGACAAGCUGAAUGCCAAGCCGGGAUUGGGAGACGAUUCGGUUGCCGCCGCCGCUGCUGCUGCUGCUGCUGCUGCUGCAGCCGCUGAGCAGAAGCGACGGCCAGGUUUGCUCCGCAUGCUGUUGGAGCAGCAGAUUGUGCAAGAAAAGAACACUCUCUUGCAGUGCAUCCGAUACAUUGUCGAGCACGACUUUUUCGGAUGCGAGUGAGGAUCACGGGUGAUCUGCACAAGCUGGACAAGUUGGACAAGCUGCACAAGCUGGACGAGCCGGAUUGCUAUCGCUGCAGAUGAAUACGGGCUGCCCUUCGUCCCGAUUCCGAUUCCGAUUCCGACUCCUCUGCCUUCAUUCUCGGGGCCAUGAAUACACGCGCCCAAUAGUCAGUCGUAAUGAUCAAACACAAUCGACUCCAUACCAAGUGACUGUCAUGGACGAGCCAUGAUCAAAGCCACAAGUGUGGUCCAAUGGCACCGUGGCUGCUCGGAGCCCAGAACGCUGCGCAAGGAAGG
This is a messenger RNA of Polychytrium aggregatum, 2001 nucleotides long. RefSeq lists its product as uncharacterized. The coding region runs from base 221 to 1702 and encodes 493 amino acids. Lineage: Eukaryota; Fungi; Chytridiomycota; Chytridiomycetes; Polychytriales. Gene Ontology annotation, cellular component: nucleus. The transcript has 6 exons. Gene Ontology annotation, biological process: box C/D snoRNP assembly. Gene Ontology annotation, molecular function: RNA binding; metal ion binding. The record is from RefSeq and is a predicted model, not a curated record.